CCACCUUUCUCAUUAUUACAUUUACUUUGGAACAACAGCCUGUCUGAUCCAUCCAACCAGUGCGCGUUGACUGUAAUGUUCAAACAAGGCGGGGCUGACCCUCCUGUCUUAUUUUGGACUGACCACAAGUAGGAUAGCGCGGACACUGCUGCUGCUGCUGCUGUUGUUGCUGCUGCUGUUGUUUUAUGACAUUAAAGAUCAAGUCAUGAAUUCGGCCGAACAGACGGUAACGUGGCUCAUAACACUGGGGGUCCUAGAGUCUCCCAAGAAAAGCAUCUCGGAUCCAGAGACUUUCCUCCAGGCGUCUCUGCAGGAUGGAGCGGUGCUGUGCAGGCUGCUAGAGCGACUUCGACCCGGGACGGUAGACAAAUUUUUUCAGGAACCGAGGGGCGACAACGAGUGUCAGAGGAACAUUACCGAGUUUAUUAAAGGCUGCGGGGCUUUCGGUGUGGAGCCUUUUGAGGUCAAUGACCUCCUGCAGGGACUGAACUUCUCCAAGGUCCUAAACUCCUUGGUUGCCCUCAACAAAGCUACUGAAGAUUUAGGUGUUUCUGAAGACAGUGAGUGUGUGCCGCUCUCCUCACACUUGAGGAUCAAGUCAUUUGACUCUCUGAACACUCAGAGUCGCUCCUCAAAAGUCCUGCAGCCUCAGUACCGCAGCCUGGACAUGUCAGAGGGCAGUGGGUGUGGCCACGUGCUGUUCAAGGCGCGCUUUCCUUUCCAGCAGACCAAUGAGGACGAACUCUCUUUCUCGAAGGGCGACAUCAUCAGUGUGAGCCGGCAGGAGGAUGGGGGCUGGUGGGAAGGCUCGUUCAACGGCAAUUCUGGGUGGUUCCCCAGUAACUAUGUACGGGAACUGAAAGGAAGCGACAAGACAUCAGACAAGCCAAAGUCUGGGACACUGAAAAGCCCCCCCAAAGGUUUUGACACCACCAUCAUCAGUAAGACCUACUACAAUGUGGUUCUACAAAACAUUCUGGAAGCAGAGAGUGAAUAUUCGAGGGAGCUACAGAGUCUCCUGGGCUCCUACCUGCGCUCACUUCAUCCCACAGACAAACUCAGCAGUGUUGACAUCAGUCACAUUCAGGGAAAUCUGGAGGAGAUCUCAACCUUUCAGCAGAUGUUGGUUCAGUCUUUGGAGGAGCAUACAAAACUCCCAGAGAACCAGCAGAGGAUCGGGGGGUUCUUCCUGAAUCUGAUGCCCCAGAUGAAGAUCAUCUAUGUGGCCUACUGCUCCAACCACCCGUUUGCAGUCAAUGUACUCACACAACACAGCGAGGAACUGGGGGAGUACAUGGAGUCAAAAGGGGCGUCUGCUCCUGGGAUCCUCACUCUGACCACUAGUCUGAGUAAACCCUUCACCAGACUGGAGAGAUACCCGACGCUGCUGAAAGAACUGGACAGACAUAUGGAGGACCAACACCCUGACAGAGCUGAUCUUAUUGCUUCAAUUAUGGACUUUAAAAGCUUUGCAGCUCGGUGCCAGGAGGUAAGGAAGAAGAAGGACCUGGAGUUGCAGAUUUUAACAGAGCCAAUCAGAAACUGGGAGGGGGAUGACAUCAGAACUCUCGGCCCUGUUCUCCAAAUGUCCCAAGCCACAGUCCACACGCAGAACUGUCAGGAGUCAAAUGAACGCUACCUCGUCCUCUUCCCUCACACUCUGCUCAUGCUCUCUGCCAGCCUGAGAAUGAGUGGAUUCAUCUUCCAGGGAAGGAUGCCACUGUCAGGAAUGCUCAUCUCCAGAAUAGAAGACGGAGACAACCUGAAGAAUGCUUUUGAAAUAUCCGGUGGCCAGUGUGAUCGGAUGCAGGUGGCAUGUAACAGUCAGCAAGAUCUACAGGACUGGCUGGACCUUCUCACCAAACACACACACACGUUGGCUGCGCACACACACUCGCACAAGCCUCAGUCCGUGUGUCACACAUUGCCCUCUCAACCCGCCACUCCCUCCAGACACUCAGAGUCUCGUGGAGGGAGCAUUGGACACACCUACCACACCCUUCCUCAUCCCUCUUCAUAUGGGACGGCCCUCAGCAGCAGCCCGAUGUGGGGGCCCCUGGAGCCACCGAGUACCCCUAAACCCUGGAGCCUGAGCUGCCUUCGCCCUGCGCCUCCACUCCGUCCCUCGGCUGCUCUCUGCUUCAAGGAGGAUAUGAGUAAGAGUCCUAAGAACAUGAAGAAGCUGCUCCCUAAGAGGAAGCCAGAGAGGAAACCUUCAGAAGAGGACUUUACUGUCAGAAAAAGUACAGCAGCUCUAGAGGAGGAUGCUCAGAUACUGAAAGUGAUUGAGGCCUACUGUACCAGCGCCAAGACACGACAGACGCUCAACUCCAGCUCCAGCAGGAAGGAUGUACAGAUGUUGUUCCCUGAGGAGGAGAAGAUUAUAGUGGAGGAGACCAGGAGCAAUGGACAAACAGUAGUGGAGGAGAGGAGUCUGGUGGAUACUGUGUACAGUCUGAAAGAUGAGGUCCAGGGACUCAAACAGGACAACAAGAGGAUGAAGAGGACACUGGAGGAGGAGCAGCGGGCGAGGAAAGAGCUGGAGAGGAUUGUCAGGAGAGUUCUGAAGAACAUGAAUGACCCAACCUGGGAUGAGACUAACCUCUGAGAUCAAUAUAUGUGUGAUCAUCAUGGAUGAGACCAAUUUCUGACUUUAAAGUGACCAAAUGAACUAUGAACUGUUGUUCAACCUGUGUGUGGACAAAAGCUGCCAAUACUUCAUUCAACAUGUCGUCACCAUUUUUACUUGCUUUGACCAGUGUACCAAACUGUGGACCAAGAGAAAAUGUCAGCCAGCCAUCAGCAAAGCCAUCCCAACUGACCUUAAAGCUGUGAAGCCACAUUAGCUGGUAGGCAUGAUGACAUCACUUCCUGUCACUCUCCUUUACUUUUUCAAACUGCCUUUUUGAAACACAAACAAAUCACUUUUCUCAUCUACUUUUGUAAUUAUCUUUCAUUCCUCUUUGUGAUUUUUUUGAGUUAAGUAUGACAUUUAAAAUGUAACCAUUGCCAGCACAGUAUUUUAUUGACUGGCCUAGUGCAUGAAUAAGAAUGCUACGUGGGUUUAUAUUUUUCAGAUAGACUGAAACGUUUUUUUUACCACUCUUCAUUUUAUUGGCAGCAAUUUUUAAUCUAUUUUAUUAUGUUAUUUUAUUGAUUCUAACUAACUAAAAAAUAAAGUUGGUUAAUUUGUAAUAUGAAAUGCAAAGUGUAGUAGGGCUUUAUUUUAAAGUAAACCUUUUACCAGCACUUACUGUAUAAGUGACAGGAUGAGAUUACAUUUCUUUGUGUGGUGUAAAGAUUACUGCAGGAACUAAUCUAGUUUAACAUUUGGCAACAUACCACCAUAUUAUUUUAUGGAUCCACUGCAUUGCUUCAUGGAAUAUGCACAUUUCUGCCAAGAUUAUUUUGAUUAGUUUUAAGAAUAUAAUAUUUUUUUGUAUUUGACUAUGUUUUUAAACCCAGAUGGAUAAACUACAAGUGAGUUGUACUAGAGACAUGGACAGAAACAGAGGAACUUGGUUCUGCUCGAACUGUUAUUUACUUUUGGAUACAAAAGAUUGUUUGGAUGCUAAAGCCUAAAGAUAAAUUGACUUUUGACAAUGAUCUGCUUUAAUUAACUGAAAGGCAUAUUAAAGAAUGUGAGCUAAUUAAAUUAAAAACAACACAUCUUAAAAAUGUGUUGUUGCUGGAAAACCAUCUUGUAAUUGUCAGUUGGAAGCUCGAGGAAGAUUUUCUCAGGAAUUAACUCGUCCAUCCGGGAGUAUUAGCUUUCAGCUCCAGAUUCAUUCAUAUUUUUGAAAUUUAAUAUUCUUGCAGAUAGACAGUUUAGGAAACUUGAUUUAGAAUUGUGUUUUCAAAUGUUUAUGUAUGCGAUGUACUGUGCAAAGCAUUGAAGUCCAGACACCAGGGUAGAAUGGGUGUUUCUUUUACAGUAGAUACAAAUUAAAUAAAUAAAAAAACAUUGAAAUAAUGCAAAUUACCUCAAAGCACCACACCUAAACAAAUCCAGGCUACUAUGGCUAUAUGCAAACAUGGCACACGUAAAGGCAGCAGAGGCAUGAACUUUAUGUUUGAAAAUGCUAAAUUUCACACUGCCUACAAAUAUCCUUAUUCUUAUCACUUGGAAUGAGGUCCUUGGAGGUUUAAUUGUGAAAAAGCCAGCUAUAUGUACAUGUUUCACCUGUAGUAGUGCUGGCAUUGUUAAACACAGAAGUCGGGACGUUGAGUUUUAUACAGUAUAUGUUUAACUUUUUUGAAACUUAACUAUAACUGUUUAAUGAGAUACAAUCAUAUACUGCACUGAAAUGAUACUGAGGCAUUGAUUUGGAUAGGAAAAUAGUUCAGUGUAACACAGAUACCAUCAAAGUUAAAGAAAAUGUACACAGGGAGUUGGCUUGCUGCUAUUUUUGUUUCAAGACCAAAGUCCAAGCAAUACAACACUGGAAAAUGUUUUUUUUUAUGAUUUUUAUGAUGUCAAUAUGCAACUUGCUGUAGAAUUUCUUAUUUUUAUAUUUGUGAUUGUGUUUUUAUCAACUGGUUUUGAUUUGUAACACUACUUAUUUUCUACUUGAUCUGUUUUAAUCACACUAAAGAUGAUUUGUACAGAAAAGCAGCAUAUUUCUCAUGAACGUCAGGAGACGUGCUUUGGAAAGAAGAACAUUUCCUUUGCUAAAGUUAUUAAGCAUAAAAACUUCACCUACAACUAAUAUAUUACUGAAAUUAGAAACCACACUAAUGUAAUACAUUCCAAUUAUUGACUCUAACUUAUGUAUUUAACUGAGAGUGACUGAUGUAAAUGUAUUGCAGAUUCAAAUGGUAUGGUGAUGAAGGUGAUUACAGUAGUUAGUAUGACAACAAUCAUCCCCCCUCUAUUUAUUUCACCCAUUUGUCUGUGAAUAAAAUGUAUCAAACA
Molecule: messenger RNA, 4915 nt
Organism: Perca flavescens (yellow perch)
Lineage: Eukaryota; Metazoa; Chordata; Actinopteri; Perciformes; Percidae
Gene: arhgef7b
Product: Rho guanine nucleotide exchange factor (GEF) 7b
Exons: 21
Coding region: 206-2608 (800 amino acids)
Biological process (GO): intracellular signal transduction; lamellipodium assembly
Cellular component (GO): cytoplasm; lamellipodium
Molecular function (GO): guanyl-nucleotide exchange factor activity; protein binding
Source: RefSeq, a predicted model, not a curated record